Molecule: messenger RNA, 1209 nt
Organism: Gigantopelta aegis
Lineage: Eukaryota; Metazoa; Mollusca; Gastropoda; Neomphalida; Peltospiridae
Product: cell division control protein 42 homolog
Exons: 4
Coding region: 85-660 (191 amino acids)
Biological process (GO): small GTPase-mediated signal transduction
Molecular function (GO): GTPase activity; GTP binding
Source: RefSeq, a predicted model, not a curated record
UGGUGUCGUUAAACAAAACAAACUUUAUCUCUUCUUUCUUUUAUUUCAGGUUAAAAUCAACAUAUAUAUUAUUAAUUCCAGAAAAUGCAGACCAUUAAGUGUGUAGUGGUUGGUGAUGGUGCUGUUGGUAAAACCUGUAUGCUGAUUUCAUACACAACAAACAAGUUUCCUUCUGAAUAUGUACCAACUGUGUUUGACAAUUACGCAGUGACAGUAAUGAUCGGAGGCGAGCCGUACACGCUAGGUUUGUUCGACACUGCUGGUCAGGAAGAUUACGACAGUCUAAGACCGCUCAGUUAUCCACAGACAGAUGUCUUCCUAGUCUGUUUCUCAGUUGUCUCCCCUUCUUCAUUCGAAAAUGUUAAACAGAAGUGGGUACCUGAUAUCCUUCACAACUCAGAAGCGCCGUUUCUGAUUGUGGGGACUCAGACAGAUUUACGAGAUGACACAUCCGCGCUGACCAGACUGGCUGGCCUCAGACAGAAACCCGUGACGUCAGCCCAAGGUGAAAAACUAGCAAGGGAUCUAAAGGCUGUGACAUACGUAGAAUGUUCCGCAUUAACACAGAGAGGAUUGAAGAAUGUGUUUGAUGAAGCUAUGCUGGCCGUCUUGGAACCCCCGAAAUUAAAACGCCACACAGUGAAAUGUGUUUUGCUGUGAAUUGGUUUGUGUUGUUGAUACUUUUGCGAAAGGGGCGGGUCCCCUAUAUGUAUAUUUGUGUACUCCAUAUCAGUGAUGCAGAUAUUUCAAGAGAGAAAGACAUGGCAGCAGAAAAAUAUGUUUUACAUCAUAUACAUUUGCUACAUUCUUCUUUAAUAUUUACAUAACUAAGAAAGAAAAGAAAAGAAGAAAAGAAAAGGAAAAGAAAAGAAAAGGAUAGAGAAAAAGAAAGGAAAAAAAAGAAUAAUACAAAAAUACAAAAAUUAAAACACAAAAACAAAACACACACACAAAAAAAACAAAAAAAACAAACAACAAAAACAAACAAACAAAGAAGCAUUGUUUUGGUAACUUAUGUAUAGGCUAGCCCAAAAUACGGGCUCGUAACCUACGAUUGACGACACAUUUAUUAAUUUCACGUUUUCUAUUAUUUUUACAAACACACACAUAAUUUGUUAUGCAUGCAUAUCAUUGUUUUAAUUUUAUUGAUAGGGGCCUACUUGUUUGUGUACGAUAUAGUUGAAUAAAAUACAGGCGAUCAAAAUGUGA